This is a messenger RNA of Hibiscus syriacus, 3105 nucleotides long. Its product is annotated as zinc finger CCCH domain-containing protein 53-like. Lineage: Eukaryota; Viridiplantae; Streptophyta; Magnoliopsida; Malvales; Malvaceae. Bases 526 to 2673 code for a protein of 715 amino acids. Gene Ontology annotation, molecular function: RNA binding; metal ion binding. The record is from RefSeq and is a predicted model, not a curated record. The transcript is spliced from 9 exons.
CUAUUAUUAAGGAAAGGAAGUAACUUAGCAAGUGGGAACUUUGUUCUCAAUCUCUUUCUCUCUCAUCGUGUCACAGUACUGCAACUUCUUUUUGCUCAUAUAUUUGCUUUAUAAAUAAAUUCAACCACCAUGUCCAUGUUUGCUUCUUUUGCUUCCUUUUAAAUCUCUUCACACGGGACGGGAAUACUCCUUUUUGUCACCUCUCAUUUCUCAUUUAUUACUAUUUUCUCUGUUCUAUACGUUUCCUUCAAGCUCUAUCUUUAAAGAUAAAGUACUUUUUUUUGUUUGUGGGAAUAAAUAAGAUGGAAGAGAUAAAGAGAGACUCCUGCAAUGCUCUGCUAACUGGUCACAGCUCACCAGGUGGUAGGUAGAGCUUGUGGUUGAUAGAGAGAAAGAUGUUUUACUUGUAAAAGACCUUACUCACUUUCUUCUCCCUUUCUCUUUCGCUCUCUCUCAAAAUCAUACAAGAAAUAUACAGCAGGUGAACGUUAUUUGGUUGUUGGUGUGUUUGAUUUUUUUUCUAUUAUGGAUACCUAUGAAGCAACCAGAAUUGUGUUCUCUAGAAUCCAAAACUUGGAACCAGAAAACGCUUCCAAAAUCAUGGAUCUACUGCUGAUUCAAGACCAUGGUGAGAAGGAGAUGAUUCGUUUAGCCUUUGGUCCUGAAGCUUCACUUCUCUCUGUGAUACUCAAGGCCAAGAAAGAGCUUGGUCUUCCCUCUAACUCUCCUUCUACACCUUCUACUCCAGCUUCUCCUUCUCCUUUUCUCGCAAACAACCCGAACCCUGUUAAUAUUUCAAGGCAAAACUCAUCUGCUUCAAGGCUCAUACCAUCUUCUCUCACCAUCCCUACCAACCUCUCUUCUUCUUUUGGUACUUCUUCAUGGAGUCCUUUGUCUGAACUACAGAACCCUGAUGAGUUGAUCAGUCCCAGCAGUGGCUCUUUAAAUCCUUCUUCUUUUCCUUUGUAUGGAAACGGGGAAGCCACUGAUAUGGUUGAUGAGUUUCAACUUCAAGAUCAACUAGCUUUCCUCAACGAAAGCUCUCCCAAAAACCAUGAUUUCUUCAACCGCCAAUCUGGUGACUUGUCCUCUAGUUCAACGGCUGGUGCUUGUGGUAUCACUGACUCCAUAGGGUUCCCCUCGUACUGGGGAACCUCCUUUCACAGGAGGAGUAGCUCCGUGAGUGAUAUUUUGGGAGCUGAUGACCCGGCUUCUGGGUUUGGGUGGAGACACUGUCUGUAUUUUCUUAGAGGGUAUUGUAAAAAUGGGAAGAAUUGCAGAUUUAUCCAUGGUGGCCUUGGAGAGUAUGGUUCAGUGGUUGCUGGAGCAGAUGGUGCCACCAUCGUAGGAUCACCUAACAAGAUCGAGAUGGACCAGGCCCAUGAACUACUCAGAUCCAAAUCAGCUCAGCAACAUAGGUUGGCAGCUGCUUCACAGCUCAUAGGUUCUAUUUCUUUUCCUCCUUACUCCCUAAAGUGCAUGAGCUCGUUCCUUCAAAAGCAACAAAAUGAUACUCAGAGGGUUGCAGCAGCUGCUGCUUUAAUGAUGGGCGAUGAGAUGAACAAAUUUAAUCGAUCCCGGCUCGAAAGAAGCAGCUUUUCAAUAAACGGAGAAGCAGGCAUGGUUAACCCUGCUUCAAGACAGAUCUACUUGACUUUCCCAGCUGAUAGCACCUUCAGAGAGGAGGAUGUGUCCAACUAUUUUAGUAUAUAUGGACCGGUUCAAGAUGUGAGGAUUCCAUACCAGCAGAAGAGAAUGUUUGGAUUUGUUACUUUUGUUUAUCCCGAGACUGUGAAAAUCAUCCUGGCUAAAGGGAACCCUCAUUUCGUUUGUGAUGCUCGUGUUCUGGUUAAGCCUUACAAGGAGAAAGGAAAAGUCCUGGACAAGAAACAGCAGCAAAUUGAAAGAGGAGAUUUCUCUCCUUGCGGUACUCCAACUGGCCUUGAUUCGAGCCCCCGGGACCUAUACGACCCUCAGCUCGGACUGAGGGCGUUUUACAAUACCCAGGACUUGUUGUGGAGGAGAAAGCUGGAGGAGCAAGCUGAUCUUCAGCAGGCGCUUGAGCUUCAAAAUAGAAGGUUGAUGGGCCUGCAACUCCUCGGUGCAAAGAAGAAUCACCAUCACAGGGCUCUUUCUAGUGGAAGCCCCAUUCCAUUACCUACGCACACUCCAAAAAUGUUCAACCAGUCCCUUGUACUUCCUCAGUUUCACAACAGUCAAGAAGCUCCACAAGAGAAUUGUUCUAGCCCUGUGGCAGUGGUAUCCAUGCAUGCAUCCGAGAAGCAAGUUGUGAGUACUGGUACUGCUGCGGGUAAAGAAUCAGCCAGUGUUGAACAAAAUGAUACUGGCAAGGAGAGCCCUAAUCUUGAAGACGGUAGCCUGCCAAAAAGUUUGGAGCACAACCUUCCUGAUAACCCUUUUGCAUCUCCUAAAAAAGCUUCUGGAGAGUACUUGUCUGCAUUCUCUAAUACUGAAGCGGAUAGGGACACAUCAGUCUCGGCUUCUUCUAUAACAAAUAAUUGGGUCCCUUCAACAUUGCUUCCAGAAAAUAAUGCAUUAGACAUGGCAUCAUUCAACUCUUUCAACUGCCAAAUGCCCAGGUUCUCAUCCGGACAUGGGACCAUCAGCAUGUACGCAGGCACUGGCGGCCCAACUUGCCCUGUUGGAAUUUAGCAUCCUUUGCAAAGGUUAGAAGACUGAAGGUAUAAAUCAAACAACAUAGUUUCACAUCAGAGAUCUAAUAGAAGAGCCAACCACCACUAUACUCUAUUUACAACCAUACAAAAUGCGUUCAUAAAAAGGCAGUGAAGGAAGUGGGACAGCUAUUCCUUCUCUUUUGUUGUAAUAAUGUUUACCUAUUGUUUCAAUAGUUUGGACCACAUGUUAAAAGAAAGCAUAGAAAGAAAAAGGGAUCACCCAGUCAAUGUGUAUCUGUAACUCCCCAAUGGUUUCCCUGUAAGAAACAAGGAGGAAAAGCCCUUGUUUAGUUCAUUUCUUUUCUAGCUUAGUCUAUGCUUGUACAGAGCAAGAAGGGAAACCAAUCCAUAGGCAAAAUAGUAAGAACAUGCAUAUAUUGCAUUGUGUAUGGCCCUUUUAGGGUAAAAA